Molecule: messenger RNA, 2028 nt
Organism: Drosophila ficusphila
Lineage: Eukaryota; Metazoa; Arthropoda; Insecta; Diptera; Drosophilidae
Gene: Jabba
Product: RNA polymerase II degradation factor 1
Exons: 9
Coding region: 226-1908 (560 amino acids)
Source: RefSeq, a predicted model, not a curated record
UCUUUUGGGAGUUGUGCAGUGGGAAGCUUGGAACCUGCGAUCGCUGAUCCAGAAUUAAGAAAGCGGAUUUGGAAUAGUGUUUCAAUAAAGUGAUUUUUAUAUUCCAAGCUCUUUUAAUAACUAAAAAGUUUAACUUUUGAAACUUGCGGCUGGUUCGAAAGUUUCGAUUUAAAAAUAUAUAUUAGAAUAUAUAAGUUCCCGAAGUAAAACCAAAAAGACCGCAAAAUGGCCCAGGAGACGGAGACGGUGGCGGGAGCCAAAGAUCAGCACCAUAUCGAUGAGGAUGAAGUCAGCGAACUGCAGAAGUCGCGCAGCUUUUACGAUCGGGUUCGCGAAUUGGCGGAGCGAUUUGCCGGAACGCAAAUUGGCCAAUUUGUUAUUGAACGGGCAGAUCGAGCAUUGGUUAUGAUCGAGGAUACGGCCAAGUGGAGUUUGCCACAGGAGAAAUCUGCUGCUCCCCUCGAACGUCCUUUGCCUUGGGCUCCUUUUCUGCUGCUCAUCAUCCUGCUGCGACUCACUCGCAUUUGGUUGUCGGUGGGCGCCUUGAUGAUCGGCAAUGGUCCUAUUUCCCCCUCGGAUAUGGUUUACUUUAUACAAACCCGUCGUCGCAAACUGCGAGCCAUUCGAGUUCAUGGUCUGAAGGUAAUGAAGCAUCGCCAGCAGGAGGUUUCCUACGGCAGUGGCAAGGGUUUGACCCAGAAACUCAGUCAGUGGGUUUCUCGAGCCAUUUGUCGUCCAGGAGUUCAGCAGGACACCAGCAGUCGAAGGGUAUUUGUACGCCAUUCAGAGCAGGGCCUUUCCAAUUCCGUGGUUGUUAAGCGUCCGCGGGAAGAAGACUCUCAUGUGGAUCCCGAUCACAAUCUGACCAUUGACCAAAUGCUGGCCAAGUACGCGAAUGAAAACUCCGAGGAUGACUCCGAUUUUGUUCCCAAUGAGGAAGAGGAGGAGACCAAUACCAGCAGCAGCGAGGAAGAUAGUGAAUCCGAGUCCGAGUCCAGCGGGGAGAUCAGCAGCAGCGAGUUGAAAGAGCUCGGCGAUCAGGCCAAGAAACCACCUGUGGUGGAGAAUGGAGUGCACAAGGCCGAGGAGAAUAAGGAUAAGGAAAACGAUAAGGGAAAACUGAACGUAACGACAACCAGCAACGGCAACAAAGACAAGGAGCAGGCGGAAGUUGCUGCUGGCCAGCGGGACGAGCAGUGGAAAUCUUCGCCAGGACAUGUGAGUGCCGCCAUGAUGAACACCCGAUUCUACAAUAACACCGCCGCUGCAGCAAGCUCUGAUCCCCCAAAUUCAACUCAACCUGAACCUCAACCAGAAGCAGAAUCUGAAACUGAAACUGAAACAGAACCUGAACCCCAAUCCGAACCCCCAUCCCAAUCCCCAACCGAAAACGAUGAAUCCAACGAAGACGAGGACGAUACUUGCAGCACCAGUGGCAGCAGUCAAACUGGGGGCACUGUCUGCCCAAGGAAAAUCGAGGCCAACGAGACCCAGCCAGAUACCCAAGCUGAACAGAUCCUCCUCCUCGAAGUUGCCGCCAAUCUGAGUGCCUCACAACUAUCCAACUAUCCCACUGUCGACACCCUAACUCCUGCCACCUCCUCCGAAGAUAUAUUCUAUAGUCCUAUCGGUUCCCCCACUUGCUUCAAUACUAGCCUAGGAACCCAGGCUCUUCUCAAGAAGGCCAGCAUCCAAUCCGUCCUGGCCCACUCCACUCCCACUACGGAGAAGAAAGAUCCACCCACUGAGGAGGCGAACAGCUCCAUUUGCCAAACUCCCGAACCCGAGAAGCCCCAAUCCCAGCCCCAAAAGGAAGUCCAUCAUCAGCCGCAAAAUCAUCAGCAAAAUCAGCAGCAACGUCAGCGGAAUCAUUCCCACCAACGCUUCCGCGGACGCAAUCGGCGCUAGACUUUGGCUAUAACCAUAUCAUAUCGCUUCGAUUUUCCUUUUAGCCAGCUAGCUUUUUUCUUUUACUUUUUACAUUCCCAUAUUGUUAGUGAAUACUGCGAGUAAAUCUCUGAACUUAAA